Molecule: messenger RNA, 2478 nt
Organism: Metarhizium album ARSEF 1941
Lineage: Eukaryota; Fungi; Ascomycota; Sordariomycetes; Hypocreales; Clavicipitaceae
Product: Src-domain containing protein
Exons: 5
Coding region: 1-2478 (825 amino acids)
Molecular function (GO): protein binding
Source: RefSeq, a predicted model, not a curated record
AUGGAUGACGUUGAAGAGCUUGUUAUUAAACCCUUUCGGGAAGUCAUCGAGAAGGGAAACGUGGCCGUACAGAAUGCGGCCAAUUCGCCCGAUAUGCUGGCGGAAGCCCAACUUCUGGUGAAAGUGGGUGAACGGGGUUUGCGUCGCAUUGAAACAAACUGCCAAAAGCUGUACAAGGAUUAUACCUCCAACUUUGUGGCUGCUCUCAAAGAAAAUGGUGAAAUCACAAAUAUGCGCUCACGGCUUAUGGACUUAUUGUGGGACUUCGAGGACUUCAUCGAGGCCGACACCUUCGAAGCCAGCAGGUUUAAAGAGUUGCAAAAUUUGGGUCGCGAGGUUGCGCUAAAGGUGUACAACAUACUUGUCACCAUGAAACUCGAGCCUCCAAGUUUCUCUCUAUCCCAAUUGUCGCCGCCUUCAUCACCUCAGCCCUCUUCCUGUUCUCCCGUUCCGCCAGCACCGCGGCAUCUUCUCGAGCUCAGGUCUCAGAGAGGAUCUGGAUCGCCCUCUGGCUCACGAGGGGAUGUCGCGUCGGCAGAUUUUUCAUCUGUAGAAGAUGCCACGGAUCAAUUCACAAAGUUGACGACAAAUUCCCGGACAGCGCCAUGCAAUGGCCAUGGCAGAAUGGACAGUUAUAGCCCCGUCGACAGCAGACAAGAAAUGUUCAGGGCAGAGUCACCCAUAGAUCCGGCCAUCUCACCGAUGGGCCGAGACAGUCGCUGUCACGUAUCGUCUGAUACUCAACGAUCGUCUGGAAGUAUUACUGGGGGUUCUGAGACGGAUAUCCAUAGCCAAGACGAGUAUUCACAUUCCGGGUCAAGCACCUUUUCAAACUCUACAACAACUACCUGCUCAAGUACGCGAUUGCGGCUUUACCCUUUCUCUCCCGCUAUCCCAGAGGAAGGACAGGCACAACAGAAGUCAAGUAGUGCCAUCCGCUAUCCACCGCUGCAAGUCCGGCCUCCGCUUGCUCCAGUUCCCACAAGGGAUCAAAAAGCUUUGCAAGGUGCCCCGACGACCAGCUUAGUCAAGGAAAUGGACCGUCAAUAUCGGGGUAUGCAGUCUCGGGGGGGAGCUCCGAAUGUUACUAUACCCGCACCACCAAGUCGCCCAAACAUCGUACAUGGAACGGCCCGUGACCUGAACCUUCUCCCUUCUGUGCCUAAGAAGCAAUUGGGUCUCGAUGCGGCACCCAGGAUGCCGACGAGCAAAGACUAUUCAGAUCUGAUCCCAGUAGGGCCUGUACCUCAUGCUGGGUCGAACACAGAGCCAUACAAGGGAAAUCUUUCCCAGAAAGGCUUUCCCAUCGGACCAGAAAGCACGUUUUGUCUUUACAAAGGAUUCUGUGACGGCGCUCAAGAAGUUUUACGCGGAGAUAUUGGAGUCAAAAAGACAAAGAAGCCCGGCUUUGCAGGCACCACUACAGUAGCUAGGUGUACAGGCUGUUUGUUUGAGCUCGACUUCUGUCAGAUCGAGAGAGACUUGAACAAGGAAGACAAGGGCAACUUUUGCAAGAGCGGAAUCAAUUAUCGCCUCCGUUUUUUACAAAAGAGCCAUCUCUCAGCCAAACGUGUAGACGACGUGCUUUACGCCUGCGUGUUUUGCGUUCAUACACGUCGUACUGUGGAUGAAUGCGAUUCAACCGUGUUCACCAAUACAAAGGCGUUGUUCACUCACCUAUCACACCACCCACGGCCACUGCCACAAGUCACCGGUAUAACUGUGGUCGAGGGAGAAGAAAUGCCCGCGAAUCUACGCAACGACUAUGACGUUUGGUUCAAGAACCCACCAGAAGCGCACCCCGCUCAGUUAAAUCUAUCGGAAAUAGCUGGAAACGCCACAGGAGUCACCAAAGAUCAUUCACGGAAGUUAUAUGGGCAAAAGCUCCUGUUUGAUCGAAGUCCGGCCUUGGAACUUUGCCACGGCGCUAGAAUCACUGGGAUCACCUGGCCAGAAAAGUACAACGGUGAAUGGGUCUUUGCCUGGCACGAUGGUAUACAUGCUUCCACUCCCGCUGAUAUCAUCAAACUUGAUGCUCCACCUUCAGAGGAGAUCAGAAUGGUAGGCUCAAGCCUGAUUCGAGCAAAGUCCAGAUGGAAGUUUUCCCAAAGGGAAAAGGAAAAGGACAAAGGCCUGUGGCUAAGGUUUGAGAAGAACGAGGUCAUUACCAACAUAAGCUAUGAAUCUCCGGAUCAUUGGUGCUGGUCGGGAACCAACGCAAAGGGAAAAUGGGGCAUCUUCCCCAAGGUUUUCCUAGAGCCAAGCACCAUCCAGGAACUCACGGCCGAAGGUGCCGACCGUGCGCGUACUUUGAGCAAGGAGAAGAACAAGUCUUCGUCCAUGCUGUCCAUUUUAUCAAAGAAACGACCGCCAGGUCGGCCUCCGAGCGCUGCUGACUCGAUUAGUAGCGGCCAUGACACACUGAGUAGUGGAUUCAGCAGUCUGAGAUACUCUCGAAGCAGUAGGGGAACAAGUUAA